Messenger RNA from Prunus mume (Japanese apricot), 1086 nucleotides. Its product is annotated as Reticulon family protein. NCBI's taxonomy places the organism in Eukaryota, Viridiplantae, Streptophyta, Magnoliopsida, Rosales, Rosaceae. Gene Ontology annotation, biological process: response to bacterium. The record is from RefSeq and is a predicted model, not a curated record.
CAAUUGUAGCAAGCGGGCAUGCAAAGCAAUACCUUGAAACAAAGUCAUUCCUUACUUUAUAGAAGCUUACUUUACCACCAAGCUUAGAACCCCACCCACCCUCCCUCCCUCCCUCCCUUUGUCAUAUAUGAUUGAUGUGAUCAUAUAUAAGUAGUUAGUGGGUGAUGAUACUAUAAUAUCAACGAUUCAAUUACGGCAUUAAUUCACACAAAUAAUCAAGUUUAAUUUACAACUUAAAAUCCACCAUGCGGGGGUUCGUAUAUUCAUCCGAUUCUGAUGACAAUAUUGGCACAAGCCUCGGGGCAAAGCUCUUUGGACGUGAAAGGUCAAUUCAUCAUGUUCUUGGAGGUGGAAAAGUUGCGGAUGUGUUAUUGUGGAGGAACAGAAAUGUAUCAGCUGCGCUUUUGAUUGGGAUGACGGUAAUAUGGUUUCUUUUCGAGGUAGUCGAGUACAAUUUUGUGACCCUCGUCUGCCACCUCUCCAUCACCACAUUGCUCGUAAUCUUCAUAUGGCGCACGGCUGCAGAAUUGUUCAGAUUGACACCUCCUACCAUACCUGGUAUAAUAUUACAUGAAUCCACAUUCAAAGAGAUGGCUUCCAUAGUCCACAAAAGAUGCAACCAAUUCUUGUCAAAGCUUCUUGACAGUGCAUGUGGAAGAGACCUACCAUUCUUCUUCUUGGCAAUUAUUUCUCUCUAUAUUUUGUCUGUGAUUGGAGCCUAUUUCAGCUUUCUGAAUCUUGUUUACUUGGGGUUUCUCGGCCUGGAAACACUGCCAUUUCUGUAUGAGCGAUUUGAGGAGGACGUUGAUCGCCUAGCUGGAAAAGUUAGCAGAGAGAUAAAGAGAUCGUACGGAAAGUUUGAUUCUCAGUUUCUCAACAAAAUUCCAAGAGGCCCAGUGAAAGAGAAAACCAGAUGAAACUUUGAAUGGCAUUGGCAUGGCCUGGAGUCUGGACUUGGAAUCAUAGUUUGUGUGCCAGAGUUGCACGCAUAUUCAAAUCAUUAUGUGAAGAUAUAUUUGUGUAAAUAACACUACCUUUAUUGUAUUAUAGUUGUAUAUAUAUAUAUAUAAAACUGUACAAUAUCAU